CUGUGGAACUGGGCAAUUAGUGUAUCCAUGGCAGACUGACCACGACUUCCAACUUAGUUAGCGGAGCAAAAUGAGUGCGCUUAGCUGGACCGUCGCCAUCAAGGUAUUGCUCGUCGUGUGUGCAAUUGGCAAAAGUACCACCUCCUCCCCAUCAGAAUCGCGAUAUAAAUGGACGACGCUGGACUGGCUGGAGGCCCAGAAUGUCAGCCACGAAUUGCACAAUGUGACCACGGAGGAUGGCUAUCAGCUGCAGGUGCAACGCCUACCACGACUGGGAGCUAAGCCCGUGCUCCUGGUCCACGGACUGCUCGGUUCCUCUCUGGGAUGGGUCUGCCUGGGGCCAGAACGAAGUUUGGCCUUUCAGCUGUACCAUCGCGAGUACGACGUGUGGCUGGCGAAUCUGCGCGGAGUGUCGCCCUACGGACGCAGGCACAUCGACUUGACCGACGUGAUGGCUGAGUUCUGGCGCUUCAGCUUCCACGAGCACGGCGCCUACGAUUUGCCGGCCAUAAUUGACCACAUGGCGGAGGUCACAGGCGGCGAGCAGCAGGCCCGCGGAGGAGGAGGAGAGACUGGAGGUCAAGGGUCGGAUGAGGAGGAGAAAGUGCCGCGCCAGGUGCUGCUAAUUGGACACUCGCAGGCCUUCAACGCGUUCCUGGUGCUCUGCGCACUGCAUCCCCGCUUCAACCAGCGCAUUCAGCUGAUGCAGGCCAUGGCGCCCCUGGCUCGACUGCAUCGCCAGGUGCGCUUCGACUCCUUCCAGGUGCGCCACCUCAUGAAGUUUGUCAAGAAACGUCAGAAGGGAAACAAGUUUGAGAUCUUUCCACCUGGAUAUUUUCGAAAAAUAUGUCAAAGUAAACGUGAGAACUGCGAGUAUUACGCCAAGCAGUUGGUGGGCAGCGCCCACAGCAAUAAACAGCUACUAGAAGCCUUCAACUAUGAAAAUCUUUUGCAAGGCGGUUCUACGAGGGAGAUAAAACAUCUACAGCAGAUAUGGAAAUCGGGUGACUUUAUUUCGUACGAUUUCGGUACAGUGGAGAAUUUGCAGACCUACCACGGAGUAGAAGCACUUACUUACAAUAUAAGUCAGAUUACUGUGCCGAUCGUGUUGUAUUUCGGGGAAACCGAUGCUAUUGCCACGCCAGAAGGUGUGCAUGGCAUUUAUGCCCGAAUGCUGAAGUCAGUGAAGAGUGUGAGGAGAAUUAACUCCCCAAAAUUCAAUCACUUGGAUUUUCUUAUCUCAAACGACGUCAAAAGCCUAGUCAACGACAAAGUAAUCGAGCAAAUGGAACAGUUUCUCGGGGGCCGAUUACCGUACGUAAUUGAAUGACCGCCAAAAGAAAGGUGUUGGAACCCAUUAAAAUUGAAAUGACAAAUAAUAAUUGCCCGGCCAAAUGCUUUAUUUGCUUUGGCAGUCGUCCCAAAUGCCAAUUAUGUAAUGCGGUAGCCAGACCAUAAAAUAUAUACAUAUAUAUGUAUAAUUCAUAAAGCCAGCCGCCACAACUGGUCGACACUUUUACUUUCUUUUGAUGGCCAACAAAAAAAGUAUCUGUUUUCAGUGUCUUUUGUGCUGCUUUAGGCCAAAAAAAGGUUUGGGCUAUAAAGCCAUUUCGGUGGUAAAACGACAAAGCAGAAAUAAUGAUAAUUACCUUAAUGGAAGUGUUUUGACUGGCUUUUCAAAAUUGGGUGAUGCACACUAAAUAAAUAUUGUGAUUUUAUUA
Drosophila elegans is the source of this 1721-nucleotide messenger RNA. RefSeq names its product lipase 1. Gene Ontology annotation, molecular function: hydrolase activity, acting on ester bonds. Lineage: Eukaryota; Metazoa; Arthropoda; Insecta; Diptera; Drosophilidae. The transcript has 6 exons. The record is from RefSeq and is a predicted model, not a curated record. Bases 71 to 1330 code for a protein of 419 amino acids. Gene Ontology annotation, biological process: lipid metabolic process.